Molecule: messenger RNA, 14303 nt
Organism: Phymastichus coffea
Lineage: Eukaryota; Metazoa; Arthropoda; Insecta; Hymenoptera; Eulophidae
Product: histone lysine acetyltransferase CREBBP-like
Exons: 28
Coding region: 1140-9251 (2703 amino acids)
Biological process (GO): positive regulation of transcription by RNA polymerase II
Cellular component (GO): histone acetyltransferase complex; nucleus; transcription regulator complex
Molecular function (GO): protein binding; transcription coactivator activity; histone acetyltransferase activity
Source: RefSeq, a predicted model, not a curated record
CGGACUGGUGUGGUGUUUUGUGCGAGCGAGUGAGCAAGCAAGAGAGAGAGGCAGCGAGCGAGCGGAGCUAGCGCGCACAGGAGAGUAGCAGCAGCAGCCGCCGCCAUUUUGCUUGUCGUGUGUGUCGUAGACGGUGGCGGCGGUCAGAGCUGCUCAGAAGAGCGCGAGCAUCGCCGAGACGUGCCAAGUGUUCCCGUUUGGUGGUCGUCGCGUCAAGAAGAUAAGCGCGUCGCGUUCUUUCGUCAGCAAGUUCCACACGAUUUUCGCCUACUCGGAUCUAUUGGUCUCACGCUGGUCAGCCAAUCGAAGAGACAGUGCUCGAUCGCUGCUGUUGCUUAGUGCCGCGAGUUCAAGAUUUGGUGCUAAUCCAGCUCUGACGGAGCCGGCCAACUACGUCGCCAGCGUCCUCCUCCGCCGCCACACUCAGUCAGUCAGUCGUAGGCAGUCCGCCGCAGCCGUGUAGCCGCCAUAUAGCGCGACGUACUCGUACGUACGGCCACGCGAAACACAGAGGGCGCGGAGGAUGCCACCGCUGCUGCUGCACCUCAUCCUCGGGAGCAGCAGCUAAAUUGGCCGCCGCGGUGGACGUCCCCACGAGCAGCAGUCGGCAACGCGAGCAAUAUCGGCAGCCCAGCCGGUUGCCCAGCAAACCACUGUGCUCUCUCGCUCUCCUACGUCUACGCACUCUCUGCUGCGCGUGCAGUACCCGUGUUUUCUUUUCGUCGCUCGCAUUCAGAGUUGCGUGUUCUACUGGCGCUCUCUCAGUUCGGUCGCCGUCGCACUUCUCGCCGUGUGCAUCGUGCGUUGGCCGCCGGAGCAGCGAACCCCCGACGAACGUUGUUGUUGUGUACGUGUACGUGUGUAUCAUCUUUCUGUGUAUCUAUGUUUACGAUGUGCGCGUGAUAUGCGAAGAUGCCAAAUGGUUGAUGAGCACCGGAUCCCGGCGCUACUACUGCUGCUGGUGCGCGCUGCUGGUGGUGCUGGUGGUGCUGGUGCCGAUGAGAAGAGGCUGGCCGGCAUGGCCCGCCGGCGACGAGCAGCACCAGCCGAUAAGUAGCUCAACACCAGCCUAGACAACAAGUCACUACUCGUGGCGCUCGGACUGUCCGACAGCCAAGAGCCAGCAAGUGCUCCAGAAGAUGGCCGACCACCUCGUCGAUGGGCCGCCCAAUAAGCGGCCCAAGCUCAACGACCCCUUCCAGGCCGCCUCCGAUUCCUCCAUGGGUAUGGCGCCUCUAAUGAUGCACCAUGCUUAUUCACACUACGGGGGAGGUGGCAAUGGUAACAUGCAACAAAUGCAGCUACAUGUACAGCAGCAGCAACCGCUACAUCUGCAACACCAUCAGAUGCAGCCAAUUUGGAACAACAGUCAUACUGGGCAAAAAAGAACACCUUUUUCGUCCUCAGAUUACAUGUCAAACACUGAUAUGUUUGAUCUUGAAAAUGAUCUGCCCGAUGAUUUGCUGUCUACGGGCUCAUCAUGGGGUUCAGCAACUGAAAGUGCUAAGCCACCUGCCACAGGACCAGGACCUGGACAACAAAAUGGUGCAUUAGACUCUGAUUUGAGACAUGUGCAACAGCAGCAACAGCUUUCUCAUCAUCUCAUUCAGCAACCGCCGCAGGGCGGAAGCAAAAACUUAGUAGCGAAUUCGCUGGUUAUGGCGAGUAAUUCACUGGGCAGUAAGUCGCCAAACAUGCAGUCUCCGCCGAACGUCUCGGUGUCGAAGAACGUGGUGGAUCCUAGCAUGGUGGUGUCGCUGAGCAACUUGCCAAGUAGCAUAGCGAGCUCCCUAGCGAACAAUCAGCAGCAAAUGUCGAUAGCUAACUCGAUGGGUGGCUCGAUGAGCAUGCAGCCGCAGCCUCAGCAAACCCAGGCCAAUCAGCAGGCUAUGAACCCGGGCGGCAGCCUCGUGAUGACCAGCAGCAGCAACAACAUGAGUGGCAUGGCUGGCGGCGGGUUGAUUAUGGCCAAUAACAGCCUAGCGAACAAGCAGCAGCAGCAACAACAGCAGCAGCAGCAGCAGCAGCAACAAGUAACGAUGGUCGGCGCCGGAAGCGGCAACGCCCAGGGCAUCGGUCACCCGGGCCAGCACGGCGUUAGCCAGAUGCAGAACGGACCGGGCAUGAUGAACGCGCGCGCUGUCGCGAUGCAGCAGCAACACAUGCUCGGUGGGCCGACUAGGGGCCAGAGUCCACAUCAGCAGCUCAAUCCCGCGGGCAUUGUGCCCGGACCCGGUGGACCCAGGAUGGCCGCGCCAAAUAUCUCCAAUAUACCUAACAUGGGACAGAUGGCCGCGGCAAACAGUCCGUACGGAUACGGUUCUCCGGGUGCACCAGGAGGCCCAGUGGGAGCGGGUAACUCGGUGGGCGUGGUAGCGCCGCAGCAGCGUGCCGUGGCUAGUGGCAUGACGGCCAUGGGUGUGGGGCGUUUCGGUGGUGCUCCUGGUGCCGCCGGACCCACUGGACCUAUGGGUGCUGCCGCUGGAGUACCUGGCGGUCAAGAGGGUGGUAUGGCUCAGCAAGCUCAACCACCGGCGCCGAGUCCUGCUCAGCCGCAAAGCGGCGCACCGAGCGGAGGACAACCGGGCCCUCAACAAGCUACGCAGACGCAAGUGCCCAGCAAUGUCGCGCAGCAAAGAAAUAGAGCAGUGACCGCUGACCCGGAAAAGCGCAAGCUCAUUCAGCGGCAACUGCUGCUAUUCUUGCAUGCACACAACUGUCAGCGUCGCGAGAAUCAAGCAAACGGCGAGCAAUGGCAGCCAUGUACAUUGCCAGACUGCCGUACCAUGAAGAACGUAUUGAAUCACAUGUCGACGUGUAACGCGGGCAAAAAUUGUACGGUACCGCAUUGCAGCUCGUCUCGACAGAUUGUCGGCCACUGGAAGCAUUGUGUUAGAACCGACUGUCCCGUAUGCAUGCCUCUGAAACAGGCAGAGAAGAACUGGCAUACUAAUAGCAACGCUGCCACUGGUGCUGGUGAGUUUUGGCUCAGACUCUACAUGAGACUUUUCGGAAAUGUUGCAGCCCCAGCGAAUCAAGCUAAUGCCCAGCAGCCGAGUUCCGCGGAUAUGAGAAGAGCAUACGACGCGCUAGGCAUUAGCGUUCCACCUACGACGCAACCAGGUGUUUUACCAGGAGCUCAAGGUGUUGGCAGGGGAGUGCGAGUCACUACACCCGGAAUGCAGAGUCAACCGGGUGCAAUGGCCAAUGUUAGACUAACUCAGCGGGACGCACCAGUAGGUCCAGGUCAACCAGUAAUAGGCGCAUCUCAGCAAGUAGUAGCUCCAAAUGUGUCUCUACCGUUGAGUUCGGACCCGUCGGCAGUUACCGGAGCUACUGCAGCAGCAGCGGCUGCUGUAACUCAAGCAACUCCGACAACUGGCACUGGUGCCGCGACCGUUAAUCAGCCAACGGCAGCGGCAGCCGCAGUCACCGCAGCUAACAUUCAGCAGCAACUUUUUGGAGGUCUCAACGAAGCUGGCCAACCUGGCAGUGGACUUCUAAACGACAAUAGCAGAAUGCAGCUGCCUGGUGGCUUGCAACCUGGGCAAGUCACGGCGACGCCUGUGCAAGGCACUAAGGAAUGGCACCAGAGUGUCACACCUGAUCUCAGGAACCACCUUGUACAUAAAUUGGUUCAAGCGAUAUUCCCUAAUCCCGAUCCUCAAGCCAUGUUUGAUAAGAGAAUGCACAAUUUAGUUUCAUAUGCUAGGAAAGUGGAAGGUGACAUGUACGAAAUGGCCAAUUCGAGGUCAGAGUAUUAUCACUUACUAGCUGAGAAAAUCUAUAAAAUCCAAAAAGAACUCGAGGAAAAGCGUCAGAAGCGCAAAGAACAACAACAGAUGCAAGCGCAACAACAGCAACCAACGGCCCCAGGUGCAUCGAAUUUGAGGCCAAUCGCACCUCCGAACAUGACAGCAAGUGUGCCCAGGCCGAUUGGAGCAGUAAAACCGACGUUGCGCAGUCAUUCUCCUGGGAUGAGUCAAUUGGGUCUUGCUAGUAUGGGAAUGCAACAGAACCGCAUGCAGUUCAACCAACAAGCCCAGCAAUUGCAAGCGCAACAGGUGCAAGCUCAACAGCAAGCUCAGCAGCAAGGUAUGAUGGGAGGACCAAGUCCCAAUGGCCAAGCUGCCACGAGCAUGGUUGGGCCCUUUGGUCAACCACAGAUGUCCCAAGCCAAUUUGACGACGACCACGGCGUCCGUGACCACUAGUCAAUUCCCUACGUCCAACGGCACCGCGGGCUUGUCCAAUAGCUCGCCCAUACACCAGCAAAACCAGUUCAAUGAUAUCAUGAAGGCCAGAAUAGCACAGGCACAGGCAGCCCAGCAGGGACAACAACCGACGAGUACGGCACAAAACGUGACAGCAACAUCCAUACCCCAAGCACCGUCGCCGUUCGGGAGUAUGCAGCAACAACAGCAGCAGCAGAACCAACAGCAAUUCCUAGGAAAUCGUCCGUUGUCAACUUCUACUCCGAAUGACAAUGGGCUUGCCGUGUCGACGCCUCAAACUAUUCCACCACCAGCCUCUAGUGGGCCGAGUCCAAGUGCUACUCCCAUUGCCAAUGGACCGCAGUCCACUACUUCCACACCUAAUACACCAUUAGUACCGUCGCUUAUGACGCCCUCGCAGAUGGUGAAGAGCGAAAAUCAAACGCCGCCGCAUCCCGGCACAACUCCGUCCCCGGCGGGUCUCGGUAAAGGCAUGAGCUCUCAGGAGAGAGCAGCUCUGAAUGCACCACGAAGCUCGUCUAUGUCGUCGCAGAUGGCUGCUAUCACGGCAGCACUCGAACGCGAUCGCUCGCCUAGCCCGCUCAUGGGCAAAGGCAAGCUGGAUAAUAUGAAGGACGAGAUCAAGAUGGAUAUGGACCAGGAGGACAAUGAGCACAAUCGAUCGGAUGGGGGUAGUGGGAAGAAUGUCAAUAAUGAUCAUGGCAUGGGCAAUGCUAUUAAGACUGAGAUGAAGCCGGAAGCCAUGGAUGAAUGCGGCGAGGCUGGGACUGCCGGAAGCGUCAAGAUCAAAGAGGAACCUGGUAUCAAGGAAGAAAUGGUGACAGACAUGAAUCAAGAAUCAACGAGCGGUGAUAUAAAGCCAGCGAUGCCAGAACCAAUUACACCGAGCGGCAGCUCGACGGACAAAAAGCCGAUCUGCUUGUUUAAACCCGAUGAGUUGAGGCAAGCACUCAUGCCCACUCUAGAAAAGUUGUUCAGACAAGAUCCAGAAUCACUGCCGUUCAGGCAACCUGUCGAUCCUCAUGCACUUGGUAUACCUGAUUACUUCGACAUCGUCAAAAAACCCAUGGAUCUGUCGACCAUCAAACGUAAGCUCGAUACUGGUCAAUACAGCGACCCAUGGCAAUACGUUGACGAUGUGUGGAUGAUGUUCGAAAAUGCUUGGCUGUAUAAUCGCAAGACUUCCAAAGUUUAUAAAUAUUGUACAAAGUUAUCGGAAGUCUUCGAAAAAGAAAUUGAUCCUGUGAUGCAAGCUCUAGGAUACUGCUGUGGCAGAAAAUAUACGUUCAAUCCACAAGUGCUUUGUUGCUAUGGCAAACAGCUGUGCACUAUUCCUAGAGAUGCCAAGUACUAUUCUUACCAGAACAGAUACACCUACUGUCAAAAAUGUUUCAACGACAUUCCCGGAGAUACGGUGACGUUAGGCGACGAUCCUACUCAGCCUCAAACUGUUAUUAAGAAAGAAGAGUUCCAAGAAAUGAAAAAUGAUCACUUAGAGCAAGAGCCAUUCGUAAUGUGUACAGAUUGCGGUAGGAAAGUGCACCAGAUUUGCGUGCUAUACAUGGAACAAAUUUGGCCUGCAGGCUACACGUGCGACGGUUGUCUGAAAAAGAAAUCACAAAAACGAAAAGACAACAAAUUUAGCGCCAAGAGGCUACCCGUAACAAAGCUCGGCACCUACAUCGAGACUCGUGUGAACAAUUUCCUGAAGAAGAAGGAAGCAGGCGCCGGUGAGGUUGCUAUUCGCGUAGUGUCAUCAAGCGACAAAGUUGUCGAAGUAAAACCAGGCAUGAGAAGUCGUUUUGUUGAGACGGGUGACAUGUCAGGCGAGUUCCCUUACCGAGCGAAAGCAUUGUUUGCUUUUGAGGAGGUUGACGGCACCGACGUCUGCUUCUUCGGUAUGCACGUACAAGAGUAUGGUAGUGAAUGUACACCACCUAACACUAGAAGAGUUUACAUUGCCUAUCUCGACUCUGUACACUUCUUCAAACCAAGGCAAUUUAGGACGGCUGUUUAUCAUGAGAUUUUACUUGGUUAUCUCGAUUAUGCGAAACAACUUGGAUACACGAUGGCUCAUAUUUGGGCAUGUCCGCCAUCAGAAGGUGACGAUUAUAUAUUUCACUGCCAUCCUGUCGAUCAGAAAAUUCCGAAGCCUAAAAGGUUACAAGAAUGGUACAAAAAAAUGUUAGACAAGGGUAUUGUUGAGAGGAUUGUCCUUGAUUACAAAGACAUUUUGAAACAAGCAAUGGAAGAUAAACUGUCGUCUGCUGCGGACUUACCGUACUUCGAAGGUGAUUUCUGGCCUAAUGUUCUUGAAGAGAGUAUCAAGGAAUUGAAUCAGGAAGAAGAGGAAAAGCGGAAGCAAGCCGAAGCUGCGGAAGCUGCGGCAGCUGCUGCUAAUGCUAUAUACUCGUUAACUGAGGAUUCGGAAACCGGACCCGACGGCAAGAAAAAAGGUCAAAAGAAAGCCAAAAAGUCCAACAAAUCAAAGGCAAAUCAAAGAAAAAACAGUAAAAAGUCUAAUACUCCCCAAACCGGGAAUGAUCUCUCGGCCAAGAUUUUCGCAACUAUGGAGAAGCACAAAGAAGUAUUUUUCGUUAUUCGACUCCAUAGUGCCCAAAGUGCAGCUAGUUUAGCGCCCAUUCAAGAUCCUGACCCAGUACUCAAUUGUGACUUAAUGGACGGUCGAGAUGCUUUCCUCACAAUGGCCAAAGAAAAGCAUUACGAGUUUUCGUCUUUAAGGCGAGCGAAAUUCAGCUCAAUGUCAAUGUUGUACGAACUGCACAAUCAAGGAUCAGACAAAUUUGUGUAUAAUUGUAAUAAAUGUAAGAGCCACGUCGAGACUAGGUAUCACUGUACUGUGUGCGAUGACUUUGAUUUGUGUCUAAGUUGUAAAGAAAAAGAAGGUCAUCCGCAUCAAAUGGAGAAACUUGGUCUAGACUUAGAUGAUGGAUCAUCGCCGGCUGAUGCAAAACAAGUUAAUCCUCAGGAAGCAAGAAAGUUCUCGAUACAAAGGUGUAUACAGUCUCUGGUGCAUGCGUGUCAAUGCAAGGACGCUAACUGCCGAUUACCCAGUUGUCAGAGGAUGAAACGAGUAGUCCAGCACAUCAAGACAUGCAAGAGGCGCACGAGUGGCGGUUGCCCGAUCUGCAAACAACUUGUCGCCCUUUGCUGUCAUCAUGCGAGGCACUGUCAAGAAGCGAAGUGUCCUGUGCCGUUCUGUUUCAACAUCAAACAGAAACUCAAGCAACAACAGCACCACCAACGACUACAGCAGGCACAAUUACUCAGGCGAAGAAUGGCUGUGAUGAAUACUCGACCAACGGAAUCGACCAUGGCGUCGGUGCCGGCAACGGCCAACUCGUCCAUGGCGACUGGGGUGCCAGGCAUGAAACCAGGCAUAAGUCCAACCCAAUUGCCGUCACCACAUCAUCAUUCGGGUAUCGGUAUGAAGCCUGGCCCUCAGACACCACCGGCCAAUGUAUUGCAAGUUGUCAAGCAAGUUCAAGAAGAAGCGGCUCGACAGCAAGCGCCACAUGGCUACGGUAAGGUCAAUCCCGGUGGCGUUGUUGGAGGCGUCGGCGUUGGUGUAGGGGUGGCUGGUCAACCUGGUGGCGUUAUGCCACCACCACAAAUGCAGAGGCCUAUGCCGGUCCAGAUCAACAAUCCUGGCCUCAUGUCCAUGGAUCAAUGGCAAGGCAAUCUGACGAACUUCAGGUACCAACCGAACGCAGUAAUGCAGCAGAAUACGGGUCUCCGACAGCAGACGCCACAGCUGUUGCAGCAACAGCAGCAACAGCAGCAGCAACAGCAGCAGCAACAGCAAGUUCAACAGCAGCAGCAACCUCAGCCGGGACAACAACCUGUUAUGGGUGGAAUGGCUGGACAGAUGCCAAGGCAAGCUGGCGCAAUGGUUCCCGCUGGAGGUCAAGUGCAGAAUGCCGCGGGAAAGCAGGCCUUACAACAGCUAAUGCAGACGCUCAGGAGUCCAAACACGCCCGAACAACAAAACCAAAUACUCCACAUACUCAAGAGCAAUCCGCCUCUCAUGGCUGCUUUCAUCAAACAGCGACAACAGUCGGCAGGUCAACACGGAGGUGGUGCAGGUAGCGCAGGAGGUACAAUGGUUGCGACCCAACAGCAGCAACAGCCUCAACAACAACAGCAGCCUGGUCUGCAUAUGAUCAAUCCGCAGCAGCAGCAACAGCAGCAACAAGCGCAACAAGGUCGCAUGCAGAUUCAGGCAAUGCUCAAUCAACAACAGCAGCAAGCUCAGCAACAGCAACAACAGCAGCAACAGGGCCAGCAGCAAGUACCAAAUGUGACGCAGCAGCAGCAGCAACAGUGGUUCAAACAACAGCAGAUACUUAUGCUACAAAGGCAACAGCAACAAGCCGCAGCGCAACAGCAAGCGGCCGUUGCCGCGGCCGCCGCUGCUGGAGGCCAACAGUUCACACAGCCAUCCGCUCCACCCUAUGGUCAGCAGAGGCCAAUCAGGCCACCUAUGCUAGGCUAUAGCGGGUUCAACGAGCAAGGCUACGUGCAGCCAGGCCUGAAACCUACACCUCCGCCGGCGCCGUCGCCGCAAGGUAUGAUGGGCCCACCAGGAAUCUCGUCCGUGCAGCAGCAGCUAAUGCAGUCGGUUCGUUCGCCACCGCCGAUACGCUCGCCACAGCCGAAUCCAUCGCCGCGGCCGGUGCCGUCACCACGUAACCAGCCGGUACCGUCGCCACGGGCCAAUCCCGUACCCUCGCCCCACCACCACCCUCACGGCGGAACGCCCACGCACUCGCCGGCACACGAGCUCGGCGGUCCCAGCGAGAUGAUGUUGUCACAGCUGUCCCAGGCGGCGGCAGCAAACCAAGGCCCCGGUGGCCAGGGCCAUCCUGCGGCUGGCAUGGCCCACCAUCCAUCGCCCGCGCCGCCUAAUCAGCAGAGCAACCAGGGGCAAGAUGCUAACGACGUCACCCCUAUGACGCCGCAGGAUCAGCUGUCCAAGUUUGUCGAGGGCUUGUAGUGACUGUUGCUCGUUGCUCGCCGUUUACUGUAUAGUUUAUUAUUGUUCAUAUAUACGCGGGAACGAUGCUGCGCGACCAGUGCUGUGACAACCACGUGUGCGUCCGUCUGUCGUUUUACUAUGUUUGUUUGAUGCGAGAGGCCGACAACUCUCUCUUUCUUAAUCUUUUUUGUAUUUCGCCGACGAUGCGCCGAAAAAACGAUUAUCUCGAUUAUAAAUAUAUACAUAAAUAUAGAUACUGUGAGUGCGUGCGUGCGUGAGUGUGUGUGUGUGUAUGUGGAUGAGCGCAAGUAAGACUGAACGAACAUUGGCGUGCGUGUGUUGUUUUUAUGUGAGGAAAAGAAGGCGGACGAAUUUCCUACACACACACACCAGGGCUUUUUAACAAUGACAGCCUAGAAUUUAAGCGCGCACUCUUCACCCUCCAAUAAGGGUGCGCUCUCGAGUAUUUCAGACUAUAUAUAUACAUAUAUAUAUAUAUAGAUAUAUACAUAUUAUAUAAAAGACAUUUUUACGAGGAUAACGCGUACACUGUGACACGAUAUUAUUGUAACUUUCUCCUUUUCGAACUCUGUUUGCUAGCCCCUCCCCCAUCGCAGACAAAUCACAUACGCAUACAAUUGAGAGCAAGCAAUUUUACUAUACCAAGGUCCUUGUACGUUUUUUCUUCUACACAUAAAUAUUUAUAUAUGUAUAUUUAUAUACAUACCUUAUUAUUACAUUUUUUUUUGUUUUCUUGCUGCUACUAAUCGCGUGACGGCGCAGUUUCAAGUGGAAAUUCGUACAAAUGUGUUGUGUAUACUUAACGUUAAUUAAUUAUUAAUAGUACAACAAGAUUGAGCAAAGCAAAAACAAUGAUACUACCCUAGCGAUAAACGCAGUUAUUACCAUUACGUAUAUGUACUAUAUAAAUAUCUAUUAAUUAUUGUGACAAACAGAAAAAUACAAAGAUAAGCGAUAGAGGGCAAUGAUUUUUUUUUUUUUUUGUUGUACGAUGAGAAACGACGACGACAAGCGAGAGUGUGCAUCAAAUAAUUAAAUACAAAUCGGCUGUCCGCGUAUUUUACUGUUUUAAAUAAAGAAAAACAACAAAACUUAGUGCGAGAGUAGACGAAAAUAAAUGAACAAUUUGUAUGUGCAAACGCGAUAGUGAAAGAGACGAAGUAAAAAUAAAAAAAUUUUUAGACAGAGUUAUUAUGCAAAAUGGAAAAAAAUAAUAACAAAAACUGUUAGAUCGUAAGGUUAUUUGUUAUGAAACAAAAAAUUGCGCGAAUCGGCCAUCAUUGGAGGCUAUAGAGGGGUAAAAACCUCGUAGCAACUUUACAUAAUUAUUGUACGAAAGCCGUAUGAGAACUGAGCGACAUAGCUUGUAAGAAGGGCUUCAGGCGGUUUUCAUACUUUGAACAAAAGUUUAUAAACGUAGCGAGAGAGAAAGACAACGCUAGAUAAUCGAACUUGGGAGCCUCCAGCCUGCGACCUGAACACUUAUAUUUCCCGUUAUUUUUCUUUUUUUUCUAUCUCGUUAUUCAUUCAAAGUCUUGUAUUUCGCUGAGCUCCGGAAUGUACAGUUCAACCAAAAAUUUGUAGAGUAUCUUUUUGGUUGCGGGGGCCCCUUCGUAUAUAUAUCGCAACACUCUGUAAAUAUUUGAUAAAUACUACAAUUAAGGUAAUAAUAAUGAAUAAUUAUUAAUAAUUUACCUGUCUAAUAUAAAUUUCAUUGAUUAAUAUUAUUGCAUAUAUUGAUUAAAAAUAAUUAUUGAGAGAGGGAGAGAGAGAGAGAGAGAGAGAGAGAGAGAGAGAGAGAGAGAGAGAGAGAGAGAGAGAAAGAGAAAGAGAGAAAUGAACAUUGAAUAAAUCUAAAAGAAUUACUCGAGUUUGAAAUAUUGAAAUAUUUUGAUGAUAAAUUGUGAUGCGGGAUACUUCUUCACUCUUGUUUUUUCUUUGCUUUCUUUUUUUUUUAUCAUUGAUUCUUUAUUUUUAUUACACUGCUAAGUGCAUAUAUUAUCAUAAAGCGACCAUGCCAGUGUAUCAUAUCGAGACAGAAAUUCAAUAUAAUUUAGAGACAUUUUUUUAUCCUUGUUUAGUUUAAUUAUAGUCUUGUCCUAAUUUAAAAGCAAAUCGAGUGUGACCGACAGAUAACACAAUGUACAUUUAUACAUUAUUUUCAUUUUGUUAUUUUAUUGAGAGAAGGGAAACAUCGUAGGGCUUCGGAGAGUGCAUUUAAAGUAUAAGGCAGUUUACAAAGAGAGAGAGAGAAAGAGAGAGUGAGAGAGUCUAAUGCCAGCGUGAUAGUGCGAAUCGACAGUGAGAAAUGAAAUUUCCAGUGCGAUUUACAUAAAAUAAUUUUAGUGCUUUACAUAAAAGAAGAAAUCAAUUUAUUAUCGAUGUUCUAUUUGUGAAUCAUUGUUUUUUUCUUCGCUGUACAAAUGUCUUAUCUAUUCUCUUCUUUUUUUUUUAUCUUUAGAAGCGUUUACUUGGCCAUGCACAAGCGGCCGAAAUAUAUAAAUAUAUAUAUUAUUAUUAUUUUUUAAAUAAAAGAUUGAAAAAAUAUUACGAAAAAAACCACGUAUACACACUUAUUGAGAGGGAGUUGCAAUCUAAGUGGAUUCGCGCCAUACGUAAAUUCGUUAGUUUAAGUGCGAUCACGGAUGAAAGGAUAAAGCGACUUGCGUUUUGCGUGAACGAGACAGAAAGCAGAGAUAUUUAAGCGAGACAAAUUAGCCCACUUAAAUGAAAGAAAAAUGUGCAUGAUGAACUUCUUCCUAAUGAAAUGAAAGCUAUAAUAACUAGGACAAGUUAAGACGCAAGUACAAGUAAAUCCACGGUGUUUUACACGAAGAAAGAAAUAAAAAGGAAUACCCUACCUUUGUAAAAAAUGUAAGCCAAUAAAUAAAGUUUUGUUAAUUUAACGAUAUGCCAUUCUAUCGUUGUUAAAUUGACAAAAUUUCCUUAUUUAUAAGGAGGCACUUGUAUCAAGCAUAAGUUUUGUAAAUAUUCGUUCUACAUUUGCUAUUAUACACUAGAGAUUGGAAUAUAAAUUAUAUCUAAUUAUAAGCGAACUAUGAAAAAUAUAAAAUUGAUAUUAAAAAUAUGAGUGUCUUCUUCAACUUAUGAACCAAAAGUCACCUACAUUUUUAUUUCAUCAACAAUUCGUAUUUUUCGUUUAAUUUCCCUUUCAAUAUUGCUACGAUUGAUUCUCUGCUUUUCAAUUCAUUUGGACGGCAUGACUUUGGCGACCAAAGCGAUUAACUGCAAUUCGCGAGAAAAACUCGGAAAGUUUUUGAUCGGCGCAAUUUGAAACACUCCAGAUUUAAGCGAUGAUGAUCUCGAUGGCAAACUUAAAAGUAUUCGGCACGUGAAAUGGCUGUGUUGUUCGAGGCAGUUAAUUGUCAUUAGAAGUUCUCAUACACGAUUGACAUGAAAAUCACUCAGCAAACUCUCCUCGAAGGAUUUCUGAUUGAUUGAUUGAUUAACUACUUUAGUACACUUAGGCUAAUGCAUUUACUUUGCGUACACCGAAACAAAAUUUUAUUUUUUAAGUUUUUAUUUUGUAGCCUGACUUGUGUUAUUAUUUAAAUUUUAUUUAAUUUUAAACGCUUGUAAAUAAAAGUAAGGUUUCUUACUUUAAUAAAAAAAAUAUUGACAUUCAUUUGGCUGCUUUUAUUGGACUUUUGUACGAUUGCAAACGAAGAGGAAACGUGUAAAUACUGUUUCUGUACUUAUUCGACGCAUAUUGUCGCUCCAAUUCGCAAACUGGCAAACUGCGAAUCGUAGAAGCUUAUUUUAUCCUCUUCUCCGAGAGCGAUCUUCCGCUAUCUCCAACUGAAAAUCACGAAUAAGAAAAUUGUCGUGAUCAGACCGAUGCGCAGCUUAGUUUAGCAAUCGGAUGUGAUAUUACUCUAUCGUCAAAUAUUUACAAAGUGUUGCGCAGUGAAGAUUGCCCAUUGGAUCGCAUUAUUCUAUUCUUAUAAAGUUAACGAUGAAUAAUCCACACCAAGUGAUCGACACUGCGAGCUCGCAGCGAACAUUUAUUGUCGUCGUUUUGCAAUAACCGAUCGUUUCGACGGAUGCGCGAGCGUCGCAGCCGAAAACUUGCAACUCAGUUCGAUCGACUAAAGCAAUGGCGAAGCAAUCGGCGAGGGGACAGACUGCUCGUCGCACGCCUGCUGUAAAUAUUAUAAGCGCAAAUUCACACCGACCACCCUCGAUCGCAAGUGAUACAAUAAUUGUGCCGCGCGAUGUAAAUACCGCGGCGUCGACACCUUCCUCGGAGCCUGCCGUGAAGGAGACGCCGAACACCGGCUUCCGCACCGUGUCAACCGUCAAGUCUUUAUAAGCGAUCGACGCACGACAACUAUACAUAUUAUGUUCAUAAGAGACACUUUAUUAGCCAAGGCAACGUAGUUAAUUUCAAGCGCAAAAGAGAUUUAUAUAUAUACACAUAUAUAUUAGUUAGUGUAGGAGGGCGUAACGUUAUACAGAGGAUCGACGCCCAAGCCGUGCGAGCGUCGCGCGUCCAGUUUGUAGAUAAACGACAGAGGAUUCGCUAGAUAUCUAACCACUUGGAUAUUUUUAUUUUGUUAUACGUGCGCGAUAGAUAAAAGUAAGCCGCCGCCACCGAUCCCUCGAGCGGAUCGCCUGCGAGAUGAAACAGCGUUCAUACGAUACUCCUGUAUAAUGUGACGAUUGUCGAAGUUUCGAGGCGAGCUAGCAAAGGUUAUUUUCUCAUUGACUUUUCUAUAUGCUACAGCAACAAUAUGUUAUACAUAUACAUACACUUAUAGUUCACUAGCGAACCUGAAAGGUGUGUGUGUGUGUGUGUGUGCGUGUGUACGUGUUCGCGUAUGCGUUUGAGUAUAUGUGAGAAAGAGAGCAGAGAAGCGUUUAGUGAUAUGGAGUAUACAUUACGUCAUGAUUUACCGUCGGUUGUUUCCUUGUUGUUUUAUACAUACAUAAAAAUGAUAAAAGUCGUGCGGUGAGGGAUACGAAUCACGUCCAAGAGUGACGAAAAAUAUGCUAUGUGUAUAUAUUUAUACAUACAUAUGAUAAACA